AGAGGUGCAUGAUGGGAAGUCCACUAUCAUGGGUACGUGAAAGCAUGCAGGACUUGAACACGCUCACCAGUAACCAGCAAGUCACCCAAAGGGAGGAAAGGCACACUUUUCCAUCCGGGGAAUAGCGCGUCUUUACGGGGGGCCGAACCGUGCAGUGCACCGCAGCAGCAGCCGCCACGAUGUGUGUCCGCCGCUCCACGAAGCUCCGCCGGGGAAGCGAGUCGUUGACCGGAUGAUGGACAGGAACUACCCGAGCUCCAGCUUUGCGGACGCGCCGGCUGCGGCAGCACAGCCCGCAGCUUCUUGGGCCUGUGACCGCGGCUUGGCAUCCAUCAAGCCAAGUUAUGGCGCAGCACAGCUCAAUGCAGGGCUCCUUCAGCAACAUUGUUACACUUCAACACCGCAACUCCCCACCUACACUACAGCACAUCUGGCUCCUGCCGCAGGAGCGCUUGAAACAAACAUUAAUACUUCAGAGACCUCAAUUAUGAGCUUCCUGUCAUCCAUGGAGUCAAGAAGCCCUGUUAGUGCCUCACUGCUUCCUCCUUUUAGACCUCCAUCAUGGCCUGCAGGUACCAACCCCUCCACCACGGAGCUGUAUUUGACUGGUGCUCUGUCUUCUGCCACCACAUUUCCUACACCGGCUGCUCUGUCAACUUAUCAACACACUGGUCCGUACACUUCCAGGAGUUAUUCCACCAACCCAGCACUGGGUCUCCAGGAACCAUCCUUCAGCACUUCCAUCAAUGGCCUAUUAUCUCAUAACGAUUCCAUCCUCCAGCACAAACCCAGUCAAAGUAUACUUUCAACAGCACUGGCCUUCAAUCUUACUGGCCCCGUUUCGGGCUCAGCUCUUCCAGUUGAGUCCUCCACGUAUCGGUCAGCCCAGGAGUCAGCCCCCCAUCUCCUGCAACCACAGUUUAGCCUUCUACCAGCAGCCCUCCCUGCCCCUCAAAGUCCCUCGCAGUCCUACGGGGCCACCGUUUUCUCAGGCUCUGUUGAGAGAGCACUUCAGCGGGAAUGUAGCGUGAUCAAACACCACCAGAGGCCUUCUAGCAGCCACAUAGCCUCAGAACUGCCGCCAAACUCUGAGGACUCCUCACAGAGUUACUAUGGUUCUGUCGGGGAAGGGGCCAUGUCUUACCGACAAGACUCAUCGUGCGAUACCUCGGUAUCUUGCAGUCCUUCAACAGACACUGAUUCCUCCCACGGUGUCAAUAGUGCCAUAAAACACAAAGUGGACUCAUUUACUCAUAGUUAUUCUUGCACCACAGUCCCGACAGCUAAAGAGUGCUCCUCCAAACUCACUUUUGUUGGCCGUGAGGAGAAUCAAAGCCUCUCUCAGAAGCAGAACUCUGUGAUUGCUAACCAGGUACCAGCGCAACUACCCAGCCUUAUGUCCAACACUCUGUCUCAGACCUAUAUCACGCCACAUACGCAGACGGAGCCCGCCAAUUCCUCUUCAGACAAUUUGUCAUCCUUAUACAAGACAUUGCCUUCCAUCUCCAGUCUGUCUGCCAAUGGGGCGUCUGUAAGUCAAGCUCUUCUGUUCUCUCCCAAUCCAAGCCUGAGCCAAGAACAGUAUGGUGUCGAAGUCCAGGGUUUGUGUCAAGGUAGCUACCCAUCGUCUCACUCUCACACUGACCCAAAUGUGGCUUAUACGUCAGAGUCACAGGAGCAGGCCUCAGUGACUCAAUCUCAGCAAUAUGCCACAAUACCGUCUUUGAAUAACUCUUACCAAGCCACUUCUGCACAUGACUAUACUCAGAUACAAGCCUCUGUGGGACAUAAAACACUUGGCACAGUUUCCCAGCAGGUAACAGUGCAGACUCCACAUACUUCUGAGACUGUGUCUGCUACCUACUCUUCAACUUCCCAAGCUUUAAGUAAUAAUAUCAGAUUAUCAUUAAGGGACAUAAAGCCAAUGUAUGGCAAACAAACACUUGAAGAACUUUCUAUACAGGACCUACAGGCUCUCCAGCAGGCGUCCAUGGGGGGCUCUGCUAUUAAUGGUACUGUGGCAGCUCACAACAAUGUAAUCUAUGUUGUUUCAAAAAUGGAGGACCUCCACAAAACGCAAAGCGUCAUCAAAGACAGUUCACGUUCUGCUGACCAGCUCUCGCAGCUAAACACAGCACAUGUUAACCACGAGAGGUUGAGCUCCAUGGGCCAGCAUCACAGUCACCUAAGCAUUGUCAAUGGCCAGGUAAAUGCAGAUCCAAAAACAAAUAACUCUGGUUUUGUAUCUUCACAUAUACUCCUGAGUCCAGAACUUAAGCAGCGGCCUCUCCACAUCAAAUUACCUGAGUCACAACAAACUCACCAGGACCAUAUCCCAGCAGUCCACACCCAGUGCAUCACUGUCCCUAACGCACAGGUUCUCUUGGAGCCCAGCCAGAUGAAUCUCCUCCAGCAGCCUCUUGUGCAAAAUGCUCAAAUGUCUUCAAAGGUAGUAUCUGCACAAGGCCUUCAAUCAACCCAAGGUUUGAGCCCUUUUAAUGUGCAGUACCUUCAGAUGGAUCGUGAACAACUGCUUUGUCGCAGUGUCUCUGAAAGUCAGCAAGUUACAGUCGUGUCUGAGCAGAGCUCAGGGUGCUCAGAUUCCUCUAAAGACCACUACAGCCAUUCAGCUAAUGACCAGUCAAAUGAUGCUAAGAACCAAUUUGCCCUUAACUCUCUUUGCUUCCCAGACUCUGUCUUACUAGCCGAUGAGAGAAAUAUUUUAUCAAACGUUGAUGACAUCUUGGCUGCUACUGUGGCUGCUUGUGGUGUCACACCGCAAGACUUUGUCAAAGCCGCAUCCUCCACCCAGGCUGAAAUUGUAGCAAUGACAGGUUCUGUCGAUACCAAGAAUCACUUUCAAACGGUGGAUAUAACGCACAUGUCACCCAGUUUCUCCACAGUGCAGACAAUCCUUACAGGCAGUAACUCCAUGACUAUGAUGCUAAAUGAAGCACAGAUCUCUACAGACCGCCAAGGACUGUCAGUUCAUCACAACAGUUCUGAUCUUGACACCAAUGGAGAUGGAGAGAGCUCUGAAAACGACUACCACUCAAUCAGGCACGUUUAUGACCUGUCAGGCUUGCAAAGCAGUGUCAAAGGAAAGUGUAUCACAACUGAGAACGGCCUAAUGAAAAAUCCAGGUGUUGAGGACUUCCCCCAAAAGAAAGUUUGCCCUCUGUCUUUGAUAAAGGGUGAGGAUAUAGUACAAGCAAAACCAGCCAAGCGCACUGUACAGGCAAAGCGGCAGAACUCUAGAGGCAGUGAUUCCAGCCCAUCUGCCUCACAAAGCACAAAUGAUAGUUGUCCACAGCAGGAAAGAAUCAGGCAGAAAAUUCGGGAAGUGGAAGAGAAACAACCCGAGGUGAAAAACGGUUUUAUCGGCUCCUUCCUGGACUUCAUUAAAUCUGGCCCCAAACAACAGUCCCCUACAAAUGCUUCAAGAAACACUAGUCGCCCCAAAAAGACUGGUGUCUUGACCAAACCACCACCAAGUAUUGAACCCCCCAAAAUUCAAACUGUACCAGGUUCACUGAUUGCCCAGCAGAGUCAGGGAGUGAGCUCUCAUCAGAAACGUUUGGCUGACGAGCUACAGAAGAAUUUGGAGACGCUACCGUCAUUCAGCUCCGAUGAAGAGGAGAAUACGGGAAGAAACCAGGCGCUAAGGAACAGUAUCAGCUCAGCACUCUCUGCGCUUGAUGAGUUCUCAGAACGGAAAAACAAGCUAGAAAACCAGGUCCCCAUUUCGAUACUAAAACCACUCCAAGUCCCCGCUGUGACAUUCAACAUCACAGAAACCUGCCCUCCACCCAUAUCUACUUCCACCCAAACACCAAACGCGGUUGUCACAGGAAUCACUACCACGACCAGGCAGCAGCCCAAAGAGAUGCCACCUGGCCAGCUCGCUGUACAGCUGACAAGUGUGGCCAUUGAGGGACUGACUGAUGAGGAGCUGUCGGACAGUGGAGGUGAAGGAAUGUACCGGGAGAGAGACGAGUUUGUUGUGAGAAAGGAGGAUAUUGAGACCUUAAAGGAAACUAUGCGAUCAGGAAGUGAGCCUCCUGCCAUUUGGAAAGUCCAGAAGGCUCUGCUGCAGAAAUUUGUGCCAGAGUUAAGAGACGGGAAGCGAGUGUUUUCGGCUACUAACAGUUAUCUGGGAUACUUUGGUGAUGCCAAGACCAUGUACCAGAGAGUCUAUGUGAAGUUUCUGGACACUGUGAACAAAAGAGAGUAUGUCCGUGUGUGCAGUCGGAAGCCACGCUGCAAGCCUAUGAACUCGUUAAGAGGUUUUCAGGUGAAGACUCUGCUGGGCUUGACAGCUGCCCCUCUUUGCCAGUCUCAUACCCAGAAUCUUCGGCCCAUCAAACCUCUCAAGCCAAGAGCAGAGCCACCGCCCAAGAAGAGGCGGAAAUGGAAGGAGGCCUUGUCGCCCACUGCCUCGGGAUCAUCCUCUGCAGAAGAAGCUGAUGAAGAUGACUUAAACCCUCCUGUGCCUUUUGCUUCACGACUUCUCAACACAAGAACCAUGAAGGACACUUUCAAGAGCUUCGUGGAGCUGCUCAUCAGCUUUAUCCUCGACGAAAGUGUGAUGACCGAACUUGAAAGAAGGAAUGAUGAGUUGUUGCUGCCACAUAUGAGAAGAAUGGACGAGUUGAUCAGUGACAACAGGAAACGCUUGCUUCACAAACUGCACAUUGGGCAAGUCCUUAAGACGUCACUGGACAGCUGCCCAGAGAUCUCCGUGGUGACGGAGUUGAAAAAGGAUGGGGAGGCACCUAUCUUUAAAGUGCGUCUCAGUGGGAAAGCCUACAGUAAGAAGACCAUGAAGCCUUACAAGUUGCCUAACAAAGUACCACAGGAGUACACGGUGGAUCAGCAGAAAAGCCACUGGUUUUCUCUGUAUCACUCUCUACAACACUACAAGUACCACACAUACCUCAUGUGUAAGGACGAGGUCCUGCGGGUGCAGGCGGGAGAACAGGGGCAGCAGGAAACUGUGCAAAAGUAUCUGCAGAAUUUAGCGUGGGUGGAAGGGCUUUUUAAUCGUUUUGAGGAGCUGAUCAAUCAAGUGCAGCUGGCCUGCCGAUGAUGGAUUCAAAAAGACAAAAACAUAGUGAUGGAAUGUAUUUAAACAAGGACUCCGAAGGCUGUCCUACCUAUAUGUCUGCUCAAGAGUGGCUGAGGCCUUAAUAGGACCCCGUAAAGGUUAGUGUCAGCAAAAAGCACCGUUCAAUGACUUUUUGGGUGUAUUUUCCUCAAUAAGCUUCUCCUAGUUUGUCUUAGUUUGCAGCCACACGUUUCCUGUUACUGGUCUCUGUCAUGGAGUUCCAGUUUGUAUUUGUUUUUGGCUGGAUAAGUAUUAACACUCGAUAAGAUGCAAAGUAUGUGGCCUACAAAGUUAACUAGUUUUAUCACUUUGACAAGUAGGCACAACUAGAGAGAAGCUGAUAGAUUGCACAAAGAAAAAUCUAUUAUAUAUAAUCUUAGUUAUAUACGGUUUGUCAAACAUCCCUUUUUCAGAGUGCCAACUCACACGUGCCCAUGCAUGUGUGUGUGUAUAUAUAUAUACAGUGGGGCAAAAAAGUAUUUAGUCAGCCACCGAUUGUGCAAGUUCUCCCACUUAAAAUGAUGACAGAUGUCUGUAAUUUUCAUCAUAGGUACACUUCAACUGUGAGAGACAGAAUGUGAAAAAAAAAAUCCAGGAAUUCACAUUGUAGGAAUUUUAAAGAAUUUAUUUGUAAAUUAUGGUGGAAAAUAAGUUUUUGGUCACUUCAAACAAGGAAGAUCUCUGGCUCUCACAGACCUUUAACUUCUUCUUUAAGAAGUUCUUCUGUCCUCCACUCGUUACCUGUAUUAAUAGGAACCUGUUUGAAGUCGUUAUCUGUAUAAAAGACACCUGUCCACAGCCUCAAACAGUCAGACUCCAAACUUCACUAUGGCCAAGACCAAAGAGCCGUUGAAGGACACCAGGAAAAGAAUUGUAGACCUGCACCAGACUGGGAAGAUUGAAUCUACAAUAGGCAAGCAGUUUGGUGUGAAAAACACAACUGUGGGAGCUAUUAUCAGAAAAUGAAAGACAUACAAGACAACUGAUAAUCUCCCUCGAUCUGGGGUUCCACGCAAGAUCUCAUCCCGUGGGGUCAAAAUGAUCAUGAGAUCGGUGAGCAAAAAUCCCAGAACCACACGGGGGGACCUGGUGAAUGACCUGCAGAGAGCUGGGACCAAAGUAACAAAGGUUACCAUUAGUAACACACUACGCCGACAGGGAAUCAAAUCCUGCAGUGCCAGAUGUAUCCCCUCUGCUUAAGCCAGUGCAUGUCCAGGCCCGUCUGAAGUUUGCCAGAGAGCACAUGGAUGAUACAGCAGAGGAUUGUGGGAAUGUGAUGUGGUCAGAUGAAACCAAAACAGAACAUUUUGGUACAAACUAAACUCGUCGUGUUUGGAGAAAGAAGAAUACUGAGUUACAUCCCAAGAACACCACACCUACUGUGAAGCAUGGGGGUGGAAACAUCACGCUUUGGGGCUGUUUUUCUGCUAAGGGGACAGGACGAUUGAUCAGUGUUGAGGAAAGAAUGAAUGAGGCCUUGUAUCAUGAGAUUUUGAGCCAAAACCUUCUUCCAUCGGUGAGAGCUUUGAAGAUGAAACGUGGCUGGGUCUUCCAACAUGACAAUGAUCCCAAACACACCGCCCGGGUGACAAAGGAGUGGCGCCGUAAGAAGCAUUUGAAAGUCCUGGAGUGGCCUAGCCAGUCUCCAAACCUCAACCCCAUAGAAAAUCUUCGGAGGGAGUUGAAAGUCCCUGUUGCUCGGCGACAGCCCCAAAACAUCACUGCUCUCGAGAAGAUCUGCUUAGAGGAAUGGGCCAAAAUACCAGCUACUGUGUGUGCAAACCUGGUAAAGACCUAUAGUAAUCGUUUGACCUCUGUUAUUGCCAACAAAGGUUAUAUUACAAAGUAUUGAGUUGAAUUUUUGUUAUUGACCAAAUACUUAUUUUCCACCAUAAUUUACAAAUACAUUCUUUAAAAUUCCAACAAUGUGAAUUCCUGGAUUUUUUUUUUUGACAUUCUGUCUCACAGUUGAAGUGUACCUAUGAUGAAAAUUACAGACCUCUGUCAUCAUUUUAAGUGGGAGAACUUGCACAAUCGGUG
Molecule: messenger RNA, 7147 nt
Organism: Nerophis ophidion (straightnose pipefish)
Lineage: Eukaryota; Metazoa; Chordata; Actinopteri; Syngnathiformes; Syngnathidae
Gene: qser1
Product: glutamine and serine rich 1
Exons: 13
Coding region: 233-5089 (1618 amino acids)
Source: RefSeq, a predicted model, not a curated record